Messenger RNA from Nothobranchius furzeri (turquoise killifish), 4254 nucleotides. RefSeq names its product phosphatidylinositol 3,4,5-trisphosphate 5-phosphatase 1. The record is from RefSeq and is a predicted model, not a curated record. NCBI's taxonomy places the organism in Eukaryota, Metazoa, Chordata, Actinopteri, Cyprinodontiformes, Nothobranchiidae. Gene Ontology annotation, cellular component: cytosol. Gene Ontology annotation, biological process: negative regulation of bone resorption; positive regulation of B cell differentiation; negative regulation of neutrophil differentiation.
CCUCCUGGAGAGAAGAAGCAGGUGGAUGUGCGCUGGUCUCUGACCACCAUGGCAGCAGCUCUGCCGGCGUGCUACCAUGGUGCCAUGACCAAGCAGGAGUGCGAGGACCUGCUGGGGAAGAAGAACAACGAUGGGGCGUAUCUGAUCCGAGACAGCGAGAGCAUCAAGGGAGCCUUGUGUCUCUGUGUCUACAAAAAGAAGGUGGUUUAUACCUACAGGAUACUUCAGGCUCACAACGGGAACUACACACUGCUGACGGCUGGAGGUGUGCAGGAGACGUAUUUUAAGACUUUGGAUGAUUUAAUCCGUAAUUAUAAGAGGAAGCACCAGGGCCUCGCCAUCCACCUGCGUCACUCUGUCAAAAGGAAGACGUCACUGUUAAUCCAAAUGGCAGAAAGGCCAGAAACACCUCAGAAUGUACGUAGAACACCUGGAGGAACAUCUGGAGGAUCAGCUGGAGGAACAUCUGGAGGAUCAGCUGGAGGAACAUCUGGAGGAUCAGCCGGAGGAACAUCUGGAGGAUCAGCCGGAGGAACAUCUGGAGGAUCAGCUGGAGGAACAUCUGGAGGAUCAGCUGGAGGAACAUCUGGAGGAUCAGCCAGAGGAACAUCUGGAGGAUCAGCUGGAAGAACAGUUUGCAACAGAUUUACCAGAAGACCUGCCCCUUUGCCUGUAGAAGAAGAAGAGCCGGACUACGCGAACAGUCCUUCUUCUGUGUACGUGGAGGUUCUUCCUGAUUAACACGGACUUCUAUCUACAAACCAGUGAGGACGCACAUGAAAGCAUCUUCUGGAAACAGAGGAGGAUAAAUCUACAGACUGAGUCUUCUGCAGGAAAACAAACAUGUAGAGUUUUUGGACUUUCACGUUUCUCAGAGCUCUGCUUCUUCUUUCUGGACUGAAACAAAAGCACAGAAGAUCAGAGGAGACGGAGCGCAUUCAUAAGUCUUAAAUCUGUUUCUGUGUGUCCCAAAAACAAAGUGGACAGUAAUGUUUUCCAGCUUUGUGAUGUUUCCACUCCCUCUGCAACAUCUAGAUACCCCUGGUGUCCAACAGAACCGGGUCAUCCACACCAGGACUGCAGCAGACCCGUCCAGAACAUGAACCCUGACCCAGACAGAACCCUGGUCCAGACCCACAGAACCCUGAUCCAGACCUACAGAACCCUGAUCCAGACCAGGAACGUGACUCUGGAUCCGUGUUUUCUGAGGAACCGGAGAGUAAAAGUGUUUUUUUGCUCUUCAGGAAGUAAAAUCUUCCAAGCGUUUUAUAAUUUAUUAUUGAAUAUUUACGUGACGUGCCAUCGAAGUGUGUUCUCUUCUGAAAUGUGCAGACGUCUUCUCCUCAUAAUGUUCUUGUAUUUGCUGAGUUCGACGGUACAUUUCUGACUAGCAGACUUUUGUGUUUUUGGAUUUUUGGAGCAAAAGUUGAACUUUUUGCCUGUCAGACACAUUCAAACAAAACAAAUCGUGUCCCAGCGACAGGCUGGCUGCUGGACAGAAAGAGCCCUGAGAUCGGAUUGGCUGCUUUUUUUAUGUGUUGAUGUGACUCUGGCUCAUCCCUUGAGUUAUGGAGUCUCCUUCUGCCUGAAGGAUCAGGCAGGAGGACCGGCUGAGGAGCAGACAGCAGCUGUUUGAGCCGAGGCAUGAAUGGACCGAAGAAACCACAACCGUCUCGUUAGCUUGCGGCGCCCACCGCUGUCCAUACAGAAGAUGCUUCACACCUCCAGGCUCGGGUCAGCUUCAGCAAAACAAGUUCUGAUUUUAGUGUUUUGUCAGAAACUUUUGUGCUUCACCUGACCCUGUUUUUGCUGACAUGACAUGGACGUUUGUCCUCCAUGAAGACAGGUGGUCAUCAAACUGUGGCCUCUUUAUUAAAUUAUUUAAAACAUGAUAAAGUUUACUUCUUACUUUUAUUUUGGAGGAUUUGAUCGGGAUGUGACAGGAAGCAGCUUUGUGUCAAAACAGAAAACGAACUGAUUGAUGCUGAAAUAUUAUGAAACAGACCAAAUAAACAUCAUUAUGAUGCUUCACAAGUCUGUUGGAUGACUGGAAUCAGCCAACAGUCAGCAGCUGCUUCUGAAGCUCUAAAGUCUGGUUUUUUAUUUGGUCUGUGAACGCACCAUCUCCACACAUUACAGCAACAGGCUCGCUCUGACUGACCUGCUCCACUGCAUCUAAUCUGAUUUCUUUGUAAUUGAAUUUGUUUAUGAUGAUACGGAUCAGAAUCGGCCUAAAUCAUGGUUGGAGAGUCACAACGGCACACCUCUAAGUAUUGCAUUUUAUUUAAAUGAUUCUUUUAGCAGACGUAAACCUGAUAAAACAAAUCCCUUUAUCCAAUUUUAGUUUUGCAACUGUGUCCUUUUGAAACACGCUCUGCCUUUAAGAUGCAGCCAUCAUAAAUCUACAAACAUAAUCCUGUCAUAAUGAUGAUGUUUUGUUAAAAAGUUUAGUAUUAUGUAAUAUAAACGAAAAGAAAAGUGAAAAACGUUAACGUUUCUAAGAAUUGUUCUCGGUGUGGAGGAUGAAAGGUUAAAUCCGGGAUGGAAGACAAACAUAAAAGCGGUAAAAAGGACAUUUUAUUCACGAGCGUUAUUUGUUGACAUGUUGCGUUAAAACAAGUGAGUAAAUUAACUUCCCACAGUCUUUAGUAUCAGCCUAGAACAUGAGAUGUAAUUACAUCUUUACACAUUUAAAGUGUCAAACCGAUGCAGGAAGUGAACCAAACAUGGUCCAGUCUUUUAAAACCUAAUAAAGUCUGCAGCUGCGUGUUUUAUAACAUAGAGUUAUAAUAUAUUUAGCAUUAUGUUAGAUAAAAUAAAAUCCUAUUUUCAUUACUUAACUUAAUAACCUCAUGUUGUUGUGUUUAUGCAGCUUAAGAACCAAAUAAGAGAAGCUCGUGUUGCUCAACAGUAGAAGCACGGACAAGACCCAACCACACAUCCUGUGUCUGUUUUCACACCAUCUUUACACACAAGCCUCACUCUUUCUCACUCACACAGCUUCCUGAUGCUGUUAUGUCUAAAAUAUUAUUGCUGCUGUUAAAUUAUCACCACAUUUAAUGAUGGUAACAAUGCAGGAUUCUGUAAAAUAGUACAGAUUUGAUUCCAUUAUUUGCACUGGAGAAAGUGAAGGUGAACAAGAGACACAACAAGCAGAAUGGAAAAGUGGUGUCACAGAUGAUAAACCAGAUAGACUUUGCUCCAACCACAGUUACAUUUACUGUGCUCAUCUGCAGCUAACCUUUCCAUUCUGUUGGUUAGCUACAAGCAAGGGCGGAAAUCCCAUUUCGAUUUUGGGGGGGGGGACAAUAAACAGUAAAACUUCAGAGAGAAACUUUUGGGGGGACAUGAAAAAAAUACUCUACAACACUGUAUGUCCUUAUAAGAGACUGACCUGAGACUCUGUGUCUGACCGGCUCUGGCUGCCUGUGCUCCAGUGACUGGACUUUGCCUAAUGAAACCAUUUAGAAACAAUUUCAUUUUUUUCUUAUAGAUGUCUUUAUCAAAAUGCAAGUUUCUACUUACUUGACGUUCUGGAGCAUUAAAAAACGACCUGAUGUCUGCUGUUUUUCGUUUCUCUGCCAUUUCAACUGACCUGGUCUGCUGACAGUUGGACAGCAACACACACACAGAUGGGAUGUUGUCAUUAGAACAGAGCUGGAGGAUAUUGAUCAACAAUAAUAUCUUGCCAAUUUUGUACAUCUCCAUUAGCAUCCUUUCUUUUUCUUUUCAUUUCAAUAACAAGACUGUGGCCUAAAAUGGAAUAAGCAAUUCAGAAUAAAGAUUUAAAAGUAGAUCAUUAAUAGUUGAAGCAACAUGUCCUGAAAUGACACGGCUAUUAGCUGACCAGCAGCUACACGUGUGGACGGAUGCAAAGCAUUAAUUUUAAGUACUAAAACAUAUCCAACUUUUCACAACAAAGAGAGAGAACAUAAAUGUCAAAUUAAAUUUUUAUUAAAUCACAUAACAUGAAAGCUACUAAAAUCCAAAUAGUUCCAUAUUGAUUUUAAUAUAUUUGAAAAUUUCCUUCUAAAUAUGUCUAGAAAAAAUAACAACCUUCAAAUCAGCUUUCACAAGUCAAUUAUCAAAAUGACUGAAAUCUCUUUAAUAAAUCAUAGAAAUGUUUGUAGGCUAUUAGAGAAUAACUGUAAUAUUUAAUAACUUUAUCUAAGUCCUAUGAUACAAAAAUCGAAAUAAAUCCAUUCAUUCGUUCAUUCAUACAGCGACUUCCGGUUUCUCCCCUUUACGUUUCCU